GACUGCAGUGCAGUGGCUCGUUAGUUGACUGCACAAGAGGUUGCGCCUCUAUUUUAGACGAAUGUGUCUACCUAGUUUCUUUUUGUUAGUGUGUGGAAAUUCGCUGAUAAUUCGUUGAAAAUGACUUUCGAGGUUUUAUCCUAUGAGGGUUUGGUGCAUGCUGUGUCCGGAGCGAUGCAACUCGUUUCAGGGAAGUGUGACAGCCAUGACAGUAUUCUUCCCUCUGGAUACUGCCAGACUCAGGCUUCAAGUGGACGAGAAGAGGAGAGCCUUGUCAACUCCAGCCAUUCUAGCAGAAAUAAUCAAGGAGGAAGGACUACUAGCGCCGUACAGAGGUUGGUUCCCAGUCAUCUGCAGCCUGUGCUGCUCCAACUUUGUCUACUUCUACUGCUUCCACAGCCUCAAGGCAAGCUGGCUGAAGGCCCAUCAGUCAGCACCUCGCACGGACUUGCUGCUCGGCAUUGCUGCAGGUGUUGUAAAUGUAGUACUAACCACUCCAUUGUGGGUCGUCAACACCCGACUGAAGCUUCAGGGCUCCAAGUUUCACAACACAGACAUUCAACCCACCAACUACCGAGGCAUUUUGGAUGCAUUCGCGCAGAUCCUCCACGACGAGGGUGUCGGGGCGCUGUGGAACGGCACCUUUCCUUCCCUGCUGCUGGUCCUCAACCCUGCCAUCCAGUUCAUGAUUUAUGAAGGUCUGAAGAGGCAACUGAGGAAAGGAGUUCCCAGGGAGCUUGCAUCUUUUGAAGUUUUCAUGAUUGGCGCAGUGGCCAAAGCUGUUGCCACCACUUUGACUUACCCGCUGCAGACCAUACAGUCAAUUCUCAGGUUCGGUCAGUUCAACAAAUCAACAAACAAGUCAACGCUGAUGUCCAGCCUGAUGACCGUCAAGUGUCUGCUAGUCAACAGAGUGAGGAAAUUUGGUCUGUUGGGUCUCUUUAAAGGCCUGGAGGCCAAGCUGCUGCAGACGGUGCUGACUGCGGCCCUCAUGUUCCUUCUCUAUGAGAAGAUCGCCAGCUGCACUUUCCGCGUCAUGGGACUGAGCAGCCAUCGCAAACGCUAAGAAGAUCCAACUGCAACCAUGGAGCCUCACUCACGCAUAACUGUACUUAGGCACUCGAUGUACGAUUGUAACCAACCUCUCCUAGAUCACGAGAUGGGAAUUUACAUUUACCAAAAAUCCCAUGCCUUGAUUUUGAAAAUCAGAUCUCUAAAGGUACCCUCGCAAUGACUCGUACCCUUCCUCUGUGGUAGAGGUCAUUACGGCGACCCAUAAUGCUUGCGCAGCAGAUGUUGCUUGUGUAUGAAGGAAUGAAUGAUCGAAACUGUACUGUGAAAUGAAAUUGGAGAGCCUCUCCUGCGUCUGUGCAUACAUAAAAGCAAAAUAAAUCCAAAAAAGAAAGA
This is a messenger RNA of Syngnathoides biaculeatus (alligator pipefish), 1407 nucleotides long. RefSeq names its product solute carrier family 25 member 17 (gene slc25a17). Gene Ontology annotation, cellular component: peroxisomal membrane. Lineage: Eukaryota; Metazoa; Chordata; Actinopteri; Syngnathiformes; Syngnathidae. Gene Ontology annotation, molecular function: AMP transmembrane transporter activity; FAD transmembrane transporter activity; FMN transmembrane transporter activity. The record is from RefSeq and is a predicted model, not a curated record. The coding region runs from base 143 to 1066 and encodes 307 amino acids. The transcript is spliced from 9 exons.